Episyrphus balteatus (marmalade hoverfly) is the source of this 405-nucleotide messenger RNA. Its product is annotated as gustatory receptor 8a-like. Lineage: Eukaryota; Metazoa; Arthropoda; Insecta; Diptera; Syrphidae. The record is from RefSeq and is a predicted model, not a curated record. The coding region runs from base 1 to 405 and encodes 134 amino acids. The transcript is spliced from 2 exons.
AUGCCAUCGACAAUGGAGAAUUUUUGGGUAAUGUUCCAACCUUUCUAUUACAUGGGUAUAAUUCGGAAUACUCAAUUUGUACUUUAUAUGGAUCUUAUUCGUAAUGAAAUUGAAUUUUUGGAUUUGGAAUUGAGUGUUUUGGUGGAGUUUACUUGCUGGGAAAAACCAAAUAGAUCCUUUCCACAAUUUAACGAAUUUAUACGCAGACGUAUUGUGGAACAACAAAAAGUUUAUGGUACGAUAUUUGAAAUGUCGCAAAGUUUUCAAACAGCUUGUAAUUGGUCGAUGGUGAUGCAUUUGUUUAGGGGAUACACACGAGUUGUAGUAGAUUCUUACUUUGCUAUUUGGUCGUUUAUGGCUAAAACUGAUCCAAUAGACAGAAAUAUGACUGCUCUUCAGUUCUAA